AUGGACAUCGACUCCUCAGAUUACGAGGAGUCUGAGGCCAGUAGCCUCUCUUUGGUUAGCCGGCACGUUAACCGCUUGCAGCUCGAUCUCAACACCUUGAGAGCGCACGUUGCUGCGUGCGAGCGACGCAUCAGGGCCCUGGAGCAGCAGGCUCCCCCUCCGACGCCUGCGCCGGUGCAGUUUAGCUUUCUUGGCUCUUUCUUUCAGUGCUGUCUUGGUCGCCAGCUGCAAUGGGGUGUGGCGGUAGCAGCCUCAGAGGCAGACUUGUCAAACCGUCAAGAGUGCAUGGAUGUGACGGCAGCAGCUUCAGAACCAGACUUGUCAAAGCUUCAAGAGACCAUUCGCGAAGCAAUCUUCUCAUGCAGUGAGCCGCAGGUUCUUCAGUUGCCUUGGGAAAUGCCGGGUUUGAAUUUGAUUUUUGGCAAGGGUGCUUUAGAUCAGCUUCUGCCUGCUGAGCCUCCCAAAAUAGUGUUCCCAGUCCCUACAGCGGCAGAUGCUCCGAUUGAGGAACAGGCCAAGGCUGCAAAGAGGGUUAAGACGGCCGCUUUUGGGCAGCCUUGCUUCCGUGGGUGUGUGAACUUCAAGAACGUUCUUUCGGAUGCUGAGCUUGAAGCUGGAGCCUGGCAGAGAUCUCUUGAGAAGUGGCAUUUUCUUUUGACCUUAGAUCCUUCGGUUUCGCUUGUGGGUUCUUCCUUGGCCGGCAUGGGAACUGCUGAUGGCAUGCAGUCCCUACGCGAACUGUUUGGCAGGAAGAAGGUAGCCACUGUGAGUAAGCGUGCAGCAUCAUUGCUUAAGUACGUAAAGUUCAUGCAGGAGUGUCGGCCCUUUUCAGGCCCCUUUCCUUUUUCCACCGAAAAACGUGAUGAGUAUGUCAGGCACUUGAGGGCUUGUGAGGCCAAAGUCGGCGCUGUUGACGGGUUCACUGAAUCGGUGAGAUUCGCGAUCCACGUUGUGGGAGUCAGUUGCCGCGGGCCUUCCGACAAAAUUUUUAGCCCUUGGUCGAUUGGUCUUAAAGGCCUCAUGCAGUCGCAGAAGGCAGAGCGUGUGAGUGCACUUGUUUUGUCUGUGGAGCAAGUCUCUUUCCUCGAGGCGUGCUUGGGCAACACAGAGCUUGAUGCCAAGGACCGUUAUGCCUGUGGCGCUUUCUUGUUUUGCAUCUACAGCAGAAGCCGAGUCGGUGAUGUGAAGAAGAUCCACAGGUGUGUAGUGGAUACUGUGGACGCAGCUGGGGAAAUUCAGGGUUUUCUUGAAUGUGGUACUCGGGUGCACAAGUCCGCAAGGCAAGCAGCCGUGCAAGGAGUAUCUAUGCCUUUAGUAGCUCCUGUCUGGGGUGUUGGACCAGAGCCUUGGGGACCCAAGUUCGUGGCAAUCGCUGCUGAAGUCGGUUUAGCGUUCGACUCAGCUCGCGCGGGGCCUCUUCUUCCCGCACCGCUGGAGUCAGGCGAGUGGAGCCAGAGAGCAGUGACCACAGAUGAGGCUCAUGCUAUGGAGCCCAGCCACGAGCCCAGCCUCAGCACGGCCCCUCCUCACGUGCGUGAUGGUGGGGUUUUCGGAGACGAGACUCCUGUUGGGUCUGAAGGCGAGGCUCAGCACUACAGCAAGGCCGCAUGGACGCCUGAACGAGAAGCUCAGUCUUUCCUUGAUAACCAAUUCACCGGUGAAGCUGAGGACGAAGCUGAUGGAGUUGAGAGUCGGGCCCCCGAGCCCGCGCCAAGUUCUUCGUCUUCGUCAUCGUCGAGCGACUCGGACAGUUCUGAUGGGGAGCCCGGGACUGACUGGAUCGAUGCCUUCGAUUCUGGGCUCGGGAAUUCCCUUGAGAAGUCUAACCUCUCUGCGCCUGACAUGGAAUUUUGGAGACAUGAUAAAACUAUGACCAUCCACUCCAUUGCGGUUGGUGCUUCUGGAGAUGUGUUCACUUGUGGCCGUAAGAGAACAGGUGAUUACUCAAAGGUGACGCAAAGCGCUUUUCUGGAGACUCGUGCAAUGGCGGGGUUGCCUGUGGCAACGUCCUUCACGGAAUCCAAGCCUGCUUUCGCUAAGAGAGCUUUGGAGGUCGGGCUCGCGCAAGCCGAAGUGGACCAUCUUGUCUCCAAACAGGUUGACACUCUCUCGAAGUUAGCUUUUGUCCUGGUUCCUCCUGGGAAGGUUCCUGAGGACAGUGCAGUCGUUGGGCUGCUCCCAGUAGGUUCAAGUCAGGGAGCCAUAGCAGGGCUCAAGCGGCUUCUUUUCGAAGCCCAUACAUUGAUUGUGUCAGCCCUCAAACAAAAGGUGGAGCGCACUGAGGAGUCCUUGCCUCUCACUCUUGACAUAGCCGAGCGAGAAGAUCGUUUGGCAAGCCAGAAAACACGUUUGGGCGGGUUGACAUUUCAAGGUGAAGAGGAGGUUGCACAUGGUGCAUACGACCUUGUCUUCUCGAUGGCCCAGAAGAACGAGCUCAUUUGGUUGGCGCCUGAGAAGUUCAACACGCGGCGUGCAGAAAUCAGUGCCAAGAAGCCUUCUAAAGAGCUCGUCAUAGAUGGGAGCGGCGUUGCGGUUAAGGAUAAGCCCCAGGUCCUCAACUGUGCCAUCAACUCUGAACUAGACUUGGUUGGCCAUGCACUUGUUCAACGCCUCCAGGAGGCUCCCCCUCCCAACUAUGCCAAGGUCUCUAUUGCUCAGGUUCUCCGCGCUGAUCGAGCGGCAUUCCUCCGGCUGGCAGAGUUGCUGCCCACGUUGCGCCGCAGCGGCGUGGGCAAGCUUCCUUUGGACGAGCAGCUUCCCAACAUCCUGCUCGACCCUUCAGUCGUGACCGUGGAGGUCUUUUGCGGAACUGGGCGGCUCAGUGCUUCCCUUCGUAGUGAAGGUUUUGAUGCCUUCGGUGUUGACCAUGUGGCUUCUAUUGCACAUCUUUGGAGCAUCUUGAAGGAUCCCGCUGUCAAAUUCAUUCAUUUUGCGCCGCCCUGCGGUACCGCAAGCAGGGCCCGUGACAUCCAGUUUCCCGGCGCCCCACCUGUCCUCCGCAAUGAGAGCCACCCCGAAGGGGUUCCUGAUCUUUCGGAGAUCCCUGCACUCAGAGUGCAAAAGGCUAACAUGCUGUAUAAGUUGACUCUUGAGCUAAGUUCUUACUGUCUUCUGAACGGCAAAUAUUUUUCCUGUGAAAAUCCGAGCCGCAGCUACCUUUGGCUGCUUCCACAGUGGCAGCAGUUCUUGAAGCGCUCGGAUGUCUUUCAAACUGUCUUUCAUCACUGUGAGUUUGGUGGCAUGCGUCGCAAAGAGACGCUCCUGGUGCAUAACAUCCCCAAAUUCCGCGAGCUUCAUCGUUUGUGCUCUGGCAAACAUGUGCAUCUGGGCUGGGGCAAGGUCGGCCGUACGUGGGCAACCAGCGCUGAAACGGCCUACCCCUGGGGCCUCUGCAAGUGCAUGGCGAGCUUGCUGAAAGAUCACUUUUUGGAACUUGGCUGUCGCCCAUCUCCCAAAGCUAUCGAUGAAGGCGCACCCGCCAUCCAAGGUGCGCGUGCUUUCACUGGAGCCCAGACUCGCAAGCGCGUGCCUCCGCUGCUUAGCGAAUUUGCGUCGGUUCACACUGUCACUGUGCCUUCCAAUCUUGCCGCGUCUUUCUUGCGUCCUGGCCAAAAGCUCCCGUCUCCGUGGAAGCCCGGAGAUGAUGCUGCUUGCUCUCCGGCAAUCGAGUGCUUUCCGGCAGGCAGCCGUGUCCUUCGUGCCCAUGUGGUGCGCAAGGGGAUUGAGGUUGGCCCUAGUCCCACGGCUGUUUCCCCUAGUUCCGGUUUAGUCCCUGCAGCCCCUCGUGUGUUGGGUGCCGAGGGUUUUGAGAAAAGCAAUCUGCUGAAGCCUUCUAGCAGAAAGCGUCCUUUUGCUAAUGUUCUUGGAUGUGCUGAGGCUCCUCUCGGUCUGAAUCCUGACGAUACCGAGGUUCGAGAAGCCAUGAUGUCGGGUUCUGCCGAGCGAGUUGCUUCGCUUGUAAACAAGUUGCCUAAAGUACACCGCAAAGACUUGUCCUUGUUGCUUGACUUGCUUCCUUCAGAACCUCUUCGUUGGGAGGGCGAUGCUGGAGCGAAAUCGUUCCAAGGUGGCAGCUUUGUUCACGGCCCGAUGUGCGGGGUGCGAUCAACGACCAAGCAGUUCCCGGAAACUGUCAAGGCAAUGUGCUCUUAUGUCAAAGGCCUUUUUCCAGGUUUGGAGUUCGGAACUGUUGGGAUGUUCAGGGAUGUGUCUGCUCAGCCCCACCGGGACUCGAAUAAUGAAGUCUCCACAGACAAUGCGAUUGCUGCGCUAUCGGAUUUUUCUGAUGGCUCUGUGUGGAUGGAGGAUCCUGCGGGUGACGUCGAGCUUGAAAUCAAAGGUCGCGCAGUGAGAGGUGUUUGCAUUCCCGUCACCCAUGAAGGCUUCAGGUUCGAUGGCCGUCGCCUGCAUUGCACAAGGCCUUGGACAGGCCGGCGUGACGUUAUUGUUGCGUACAUGCCGAGGGGGCCUAAGAAACUUAAAGCUGAGCACGCCUCUUUCUUGGAGAGCCUGGGAUUUGUGCUUGAUCGAGCGGCUUCGGGGUCCCAAGUCUCGCCUGGGGACAUGACUAAGGCUGUCAUUGGUGUGUACCGGACACCAUCGCAGUUUGUUGAACAGGCAAUUAAGGUUGGGCACCCCACGCAGCUCUCCGCUCUCAUGCCUUCCGAGAUCUCCUGUGCAGUCCGGAGAAUCCAUAAAGAAGGUGAGGCCAAUGUGGCCAAGGAGCGCACCGCAACACUUCGCCGGUGGGUUAGCAGAGCAGCCGACUUAGAGCCAGCCGAGCGCGCGCUAAAGGCCGACCUUCCUCAGUUUCGAAAGGAUGUUCUUAGUCCUAAACGCCUCGCUCUUUUCGAGGAGCUGUUGCUUGAAGUGGGACAUGAGGACGUUGACCUUGUCAAAGACAUUGCCCAUGGGUUUGACUUGACAGGCAAGCUGCCUAGAUCAAAUGUUUUCGCUAAGCGCUUUCGUCCUGCGGAGCAGAGUGAAUCUCAACUUCGAUCCAGCGCUAAGAGGCUGCGUGAUGGUCUCUUAGCAACGAUCAAAGCUUCGGAGGAUCCUGUGAUUGACCAGGGUGUUCUUAAGGCGACGAUGAAGGAGCUUGAGCGCGGCUUCGUUGAUGGACCGUUGUCUCCAGACCAGAUCCCUGAAGAUGCGUCCUUAACACAUCGUUUCGGAGUCAUUCAAGGGAGCAAUGAAGACGGUCCAAAGGUGAGGCCCAUAGAUAAUUACCUGUCUUCCCAAGUCAAUGCCGCAGUCACGCAGGUUGAACAAGUCAGCGUGCACACCAUUGAUGUGGUGGCCGGGAUGCUGGCCUGUUGGUUAAAUGAGUGGUUCGUCAGCGGGCGCCCAGAGCACAGCACGCCAGUGUGCAAGGCGUGGGACCUGCGUACCGCCUAUAAACAACUUCCCCUUUCGGAUUUAGCUUACGCCUUAGAUAGUUUCUUUGUGCUCUUCAACAUUGAGCGUGGGACGAGCGAAAUCUAUCGCCAGAGGGUGCUUCCCUUCGGCUCAACAGCCAGCGUGACCAGCUUCAUAAGAACGGCUUACGCCAUUUGGAAAUUAGGUGCCGUAGGGUUGACUCUUGUCUGGAGUGAAUACUUUGAUGACUAUCUGAAUCUUUGCGGCAAGGCUUUUGCUCGGCAUAACGACUUUGUAAUCUCCAUGUUAUUCCAACUGCUGGGAUGGGAGAUCUCGAAGGAUAAGGAGCUCAGCUACGAUGCACUUUGCGUCGUCCUGGGAGUGCAAGUGAACCUUCGUGAUGCCAAGCUCGGUUUGGCUUACUUGGAGAAUACCGUGAAGAGGCGGACCGAGGCGUUGUGUGACAUUGAGCGGGCUUUAGCAACUGGUAAGCUUGAACCUAAAGAAAGUGAAAAGCUAAGGGGCCGGUUGCAGUUCGCUUGUUGCCAAAUUUUUGGCCGGCGACCAAAGGCGGCUUUGAAGUUGUUGUCGCAACACUCCAGGCAACGCAGAUGGGACGUCAGCCAACUCACGCGGCUCGCACUCACUCAGCUGAAAAGUUUCCUUGAAAGUUCCAAGCCACGUCCAGUCAGGGCGCGGCGUGAAGAUUUUGUCCAUGUGUAUGUGGACGCUUCCUUCGAGCCAAACGGCCAUUGUGGUUUAGGAGGAGUAGUCUUCAGUUCUUCUGGUGAGGCGUUGUGCUGGUUUGGUCAAGCUGUUGCCCCAGUACAUGUGCAGAAGCUUUUGAAAGCUGGUGACCGCGAAAGGGAGACAGUGAUCUUCGAGCUUGAGGCGCUUGUGCUCAGCAUUUGCCUCGAGGCAUUUCGCCCGUACGUCGAGCGGAAAGGUGUUGUCAUUUUCACUGACAAUGAGGGCGUGUUCGGAAGCUUCGUCAGAGGCCAUAGUGACAAUGCUUCUUGUGCUGCCUUGAUCGACUUCUUUGCUUGCUGCGAAGAGAGCCUGGAAACGAUCUGCUGGCUAGAUCGUGUGCCAUCCUCUUCCAAUCCUGCAGACGACCCCUCACGUGGCGUGAGCAUCCGAGGUGCACCACGUGUCGAUCUUGACAUGAAUCUCUUGAGUCGCGCGCUUCCUGAAGUCUUUGGGUGA
Messenger RNA from Symbiodinium sp. CCMP2592, 6564 nucleotides. NCBI's taxonomy places the organism in Eukaryota, Dinophyceae, Suessiales, Symbiodiniaceae. The record is from the annotation of a GenBank genome assembly.